Messenger RNA from Cuscuta campestris, 690 nucleotides. The record is from the annotation of a GenBank genome assembly. NCBI's taxonomy places the organism in Eukaryota, Viridiplantae, Streptophyta, Magnoliopsida, Solanales, Convolvulaceae.
AACGUUCUUUAAUGGCUCCAAAUUUUUGAUAUGUCUUUAUGGACGUGAAUAUCUAGCUAUGAGAGUUGGAAUUCCCUAAUUCCAAUCUCCGGUUUGUGAGAUAUGGUCUCUAAAAGACACCUCAGAAAUCUGGAAAUUGUCCUUGCAAAUGGAGCAAUAUUGCAAUGGGCUACUCGGCGAUGUUUCAUGUGUGGUGGCUGUGGUCAUGGCCACUGGGAAUGUUCAAAUAAGUAUGCCAUACCAUAUGAAGAGUGGGCCAUGAUUCAUGAGGAGGAAAAGAAAAGCUCAUGUGACCAAUUUGUCAAUGAGGAAGACGUCUUUGAUAUUCCUGUCAAAGAUGAAGAUGACGUCUUCGUAGAAGAACCGGCUUCUAAUGCUCAGGAAGAAUCACACUGUAAUGAUUCUUUCCUUAUUCAUGAUGACUUUGUUGAAGAGAGAAUCUAUUCUUGGAAAUCAUAUCAUACCAUUCAUGGCUAUGCAUGAAUCAUUUUCUAACGCACGGCUCUAAUAGGAGAGUUUCACAUUUAAUUAUUUACUUACUUUUUUUAUUUUAGGAAGGACUUUAUUAUGGUGAGAAUUCCUUGUUACUUAGAGAGUUUCACGUUCCUUGGAAUUUCUAUUAGUAUAGGUACUCUAUUGAUUUCAACCUAUAUAUACACGAAUUUCCUUUAAUAAAUCUUUGUUACUUAU